Falco peregrinus (peregrine falcon) is the source of this 3125-nucleotide messenger RNA. It is a transcript of the gene TIGD5, whose product is annotated as tigger transposable element derived 5. Gene Ontology annotation, molecular function: DNA binding. The record is from RefSeq and is a predicted model, not a curated record. Gene Ontology annotation, cellular component: nucleus. The coding region runs from base 1 to 1944 and encodes 647 amino acids. The transcript has a single exon. Lineage: Eukaryota; Metazoa; Chordata; Aves; Falconiformes; Falconidae.
AUGCGCGUUGCGCGCCGCCCCGCCCUACCGGCCGGCUCGGGGCCGGAGCGGAGACAAAGGCGCCGCGCCCCCCCCCCCACCUCCCGCCCCGCCCCGGUUAUAACGCGCCCCCCUCCCGGUACCGCGCCGGCCCAUGGCUGCGGGGGCGGCUCCAUGCCCGGGGGGGAGCCGGAGGCGGGUGGGGGGCCGGCCGGUAUGGCGGGAGGGCGGCAGGGCGGUGGCGGCAGUGCAGCCGCGGGGGUGUCGGUGAAGAUGGCGCUGCGACGGGCCUACUCCAUCAAGGACAAGCUCCAAGCCAUCGAGCGGGUGAAGAAGGGCGAGCGACAGGCGUCUGUGUGCCGGGCCUUCGGGGUGCCGGGGGGUACGCUGAGGGGCUGGCUGAAGGAUGAGGCCAAGCUACGGUGGUUCCUGGAGCAGCUAGGGGGUGAGGUGGGCACCCAGCGCAAGAAGAUGCGCCUGGCUAACGAGGAGGAGAUCGACCGCGCCGUCUACUCCUGGUUCCUCGCACUCCGCCAGCAUGGCGUCCCCCUCUCUGGGCCCCUCAUCCAGGCCCAGGCCGAGGCCUUCGCCCGGCAGAUCUACGGUCCUGAGUGUACCUUUAAGGCCAGCCACGGCUGGUUCUGGCGCUGGCAGAAGCGUCAUGGCAUCUCCAGUCAGCGUAUCUAUGGGGAGGGUGGCCUCCCCACCGAGCCUGAGCGGGCUCCCACUGCCUGCCCCGAGGCCCUGCCCGUGCCAGCUGCUGAUGCUGGGGGCUAUGGCGACGAGCAGAUCUACAACACCAACAUCACUGGGCUCUACUGGAAGCUGCUGCCAGGGCAGACUGGCGGAGCAACGGCAGCAGCACGGCGGCGGCCGGCUCCCCGUGAACGGGUCACUGUGCUGCUGGCUGCCAACCUGACUGGCUCCCACAAGCUCAAGCCGUUAGUGGUUGGGGGCCUUCGUGAUCCCCCCAGCCUCCGUCAUCACAACCAGGACAAAUUCCCUGCUUGCUACCGCUACAGCCCCGAAGCCAGGCUGGGGCCAGCCCUUCUUCGGGCUUGGUUCUUUGAGGACUUUGUGCCGGGUGUCAAGCGCUUCCUGCGACGGAGCUGCCUGCAGCAGAAGGCUGUGCUGCUGCUCAGCUCCCCACCACCCUCCUCCGGGACUGGCUCUGAGGAGUCCCCGCCACUGCAGACACCCGACGGCUCCAUCCGCGCGCUCUUCCUCUCCAAGGGCCCUGCUGGCAGCAGCUCGGCCGGAGGAGGAGGCCGAAUCCCGGCCCCACUGGAGCAGGGUGUGGUGUCCGCCUUCAAGCAGCUCUACAAGCGGGAAUUGCUGCGCCUUGCUGUCUCAUGCGCGGCUGGCAGCAGCGGCUCGGGUUGCCCCAUGGAUUUUGUGCAGUCCUUCCUCCUCAAGGACAUGUUGUACCUGGCUGGCCUCUCCUGGGACCUCAUCCCCCCCAGCUCUAUCGAGAAGUGCUGGCUGCUGGGGCUGCGUGCCGCCUUCGAGCCCCAGCCUGGGGAGGAAGAGCAUGGAAACCCCCCACGUGGGGAGGAGGGUGGAGGGGACAGCAAAGUCUUUAGCGACCUCACCCACCUGGCCGCAUUGGCCUACAAGCGCUUGGCUCCCGAGGAGGUGGCUGACUGGUUGCACUUGGACGAUGUGGCCCCGGGUACGGAGGAGGAUGAUGGGGAAGAGAAUGCUGAGGAGGAAGGCCCUGGGGGCUGUGGGGCAGAGGAGGAGGAGGAGGAGGCAGCUACCCGAGAUGGGGAUGGUAGAAGGGGUGGAGAAGGAGGAGAUAUCUUGCUGCCCACAGCUCGGGAAGCCAUCAAAGGUCUGGAGACAGCACUGCGCUGGCUGGAGGGUCAGGACCCCCAGCAAGUGGGGCCGCUGAAGCUGGUGCAGCUCCGCUCCCUCAUCAGCAUGGCCCAGCGGCUACACCGCGGUGGCAGCCCCCAUUCCUAGGGCAGGGCAACCUGUGACCUCUCAGCUACCAACCACCACACUUGAGGUGUGGGGGGUGAAGGGGGCUGGGGACAUCCCUUUUGUCCCAGGAGGCUGGCAGCAGAGGUGCCAGCUCCUCUUACCCCUCUGUCACAGGCAGUCACUAGAGCUCAGGAGGCCCAAACGCCCCUGGGUUAUUACAGCUAAGGGGGGGUUACAGUUUAGGGCUAAUGGGGGGGGGGGGGGGUUUGUGCAACAACUCCUCCGUACAUUGCAUAUUCCGAGGGUUAUUCCUCACCUGAGUAUAUUUAGGAGGUGCUAUUUUUUAAGUCACAUGAGACUGAGUGGGGUUGGCCCCCUAGUCACUGGCACCACUAGAAGGGGGUGGGUGCCUCCCGUGCUGCCCAGUCCCUCUGACCCCGUGAGGAGGAGUGAGAGAGGGACAUCCUCAAUAUCACCACGAGGAGCUGGGAUGAUGGGGGAAGUUACACUAAGUAAUUCCUUGCAUCUUGGAGCGGGGCUGGGGUGGGCACUGCCGGCUGGACAGGGACCACUCCUGGGUGGAAAGCAUUCUGCCAUGGAGGAGGCUGGUGAUGCUCUUCCUACUGCCAAAACAGAGCCCUGUUAAACCGGGGAGGCUUGAGGCUGGUUUAAGACAACUUUCUUCAUGCACUGGAUUGGGACAGGGACACCUGGGGUGGCAUCCAUGAAGCUGCAACUCCCCAGAGAGGGUCGCCUUCAUCAUUCCCAUGACAGCCCCAUGCCUGGGAACACCCAGACCACAGAGACCUGCUGAAACAGGUACCAUCACCUGAGAAUCCUCAUGAACCCAAAGGCUCCAGGGAUGGGGGUUAAGGUGCCACUCCCAGGGUCUGCGGGGCAGUUGGGGAUGGAAGAUGCAUCUCACAGUGCAGGGCAGAUGGCCUGCCAGUGUGACAUGCAUUGUGAGUUGAGAUGGGAGCAGGGAGGGCUCCCAGCACUGCCUUGAAAUACUGGAGGCAUCAGAUGUGAAUUCAGCAACUGUUGACCUGAUUUCAAUUAAAUAUUAGCCUGCUUAGCCAAAUUAUUGAAAGGAGAAAAAAACCCAACAACUCAUCAGUGCUGCCAUGCCCAUGUCAGCAGGCAAGGUGGGUGUUUUUACUUGUUGAGUCUUUGUCUCAUAACAUCAGAGUUUAUGAAAAUUAAAUGGAUUUUUAUUGCCA